AUGCGGAGUAGACGGCUACUGUGGAAGCGCCUCUAUGCCCACCGGAUACUCCGCCACCCUGUGACGCCGGAAAUCAUACAGUCCGGGAGGGGAAGGAUUAGGGUUUUCGAGGAUUUUAAACCUCGGAAGGGAAAGGAUGAUUUUGGUUCUAAGUUCACAGUGAGGCGAUUGAUGGAGGUGAAGAAAGUGAGUCCAUUAAAUGAAGAAAAGAGAAAAAAACGUCCAGUGGUGUCUCCGUGCUGCAAGGAGACACCAUGCUUAUGUGCACGGAAGUAUCUUCGUGUGGUCGUGUCUCCGCAUGGAGACACGAUGGCUAGUGAAGAGAUACCGUGUUUAUGUAAUGGCCGGAAUUUCUUGUCAUUCUUUAGAAGUACAAUACCCUGCCUUGUUGCUUCAAGAGCCAACUUCUUGUACUCUGAAGAACAUACGUCUCGAGGUCCAAAGUUUCGGUAUCGCUUUCUCACAGGAGCUCCAUCAAAAUACCAAGUCGGAGUUGAACAGAAAACAGAUUGA
Molecule: messenger RNA, 513 nt
Organism: Fraxinus pennsylvanica
Lineage: Eukaryota; Viridiplantae; Streptophyta; Magnoliopsida; Lamiales; Oleaceae
Source: the annotation of a GenBank genome assembly